Molecule: messenger RNA, 1579 nt
Organism: Chinchilla lanigera (long-tailed chinchilla)
Lineage: Eukaryota; Metazoa; Chordata; Mammalia; Rodentia; Chinchillidae
Gene: Dnal1
Product: dynein, axonemal, light chain 1
Exons: 8
Coding region: 78-650 (190 amino acids)
Cellular component (GO): cytoplasm
Molecular function (GO): protein kinase binding
Source: RefSeq, a predicted model, not a curated record
CGAGCGGCGGGAGUGCGCACGCGCACUGACCCCGGCGGGCCCUAGCAACCAGAGCAGUGACAGUAGCAACCGCUGGAAUGGCAAAAGCAACAACAAUCAAAGAAGCCUUAGCCAGAUGGGAAGAGAAGACUGGUCAGAGGCCAUCUGAAGCCAAAGAGAUAAAGCUUUACGCCCAGAUCCCUCCAAUAGAGAAGAUGGACGCCUCCUUGUCCACACUCGCUAACUGCGAGAAGCUUUCACUGUCUACAAAUUGCAUUGAAAAAAUUGCCAACCUGAAUGGCUUAAAAAACUUGAGGAUAUUGUCUUUAGGAAGAAACAACAUAAAGAACUUAAAUGGACUGGAAGCUGUAGGGGACACCUUAGAAGAACUGUGGAUCUCCUACAAUUUUAUCGAAAAGUUGAAAGGGAUCCAUGUAAUGAAAAAACUGAAGAUUCUCUACAUGUCUAAUAACCUGGUGAAAGACUGGGCUGAGUUUGUGAAGCUGACAGACCUGCCGUGCCUGGAAGACCUGGUGUUCGUCGGCAACCCUCUGGAAGAGAAACACACUGCUGAGGGUAACUGGAUUGAGGAGGCCACCAAGAGAGUGCCCAAGCUCAAAAAGCUGGAUGGUACUCCAGUAAUUAAACAGGAUGAGGAAGAAGAAAAUUAACACCAUAUUUUUCUCUUUGUGUUAACUUAUUUAAAUGUCAUGAGAACAGUAGAUAAGUUUGUAUAAUUCUCUAUUUUAAGGAUUUUGUGUGGGACAGAAAGUUCUUAAAAGAAAUCUCACUUCCAAUGUUUUUUUAAACCUAUCCAGUGUUUCUCCCCAAAACUGCUAACACCGACUUUGUAUAGUCUCGUUCUCUUUUUGGAAACUAACUUUUCCAUUUUUGUCUUCAUUCCCCAUCAUUGAAAUAUGUACACCAAUCAUUUUAAGAGCAAAGGAACAAACAUUGUUUAUUCAGUUUGCUUAGUAAUUUUUAAGCCAGACAUUUGAAAACACACGCUUGUGAGUCUGUAGAAGGUCCCUCUCCUAUGCCUCAGAAGCACAAACGUAUCGUGCCGUUGGUCCUGAAGGGAGCGUGGCGGUGGAAGCAGCACCUCUCAGAGAUACGUACAGCGGCAGUCUUGGAACCCAGACUCCAAAGCCCUGCUGGAAACAGCUGUGGUGCACAAAGGAAGAAUUAGUAUCUCAGAGGCCUUCUAGCCCACCUUAUAUUUAUUCAUUUGUUUUUCAAAAAAACGUGUAGAUUGUCAACUGGAAUUUAGGUUGUGUUUACAUGUGUGGCCACGAGUCACUGUGUAUGUAUAGUCAGUCAUUCUGGGACCCAGGUCAGCGGGGAAAAUGACCGUCACGGCCCUCCUUUGACCGAUAGCGUGGCCGUGUGACUCAUGUGGCCCUGGCCUGAAGCACAUGUUUUUGGUUUAUGGCUCCUUAUAGUUGAAGUCGUAGCUCUAGCCUAAUCAUCAGCCACUGACAGGCAUCACAAUUUGCCCCAAUGAUUUGGUGUCCUGAUCCUCAUGAAGGUUAGAAGGGUAUGGACUGAAGACUGAACUUGGUACUUCUCAAUAAAUGAAGAUUGUGUUCCAAUAUAUAUA